CGUUAUUACGUUGGUCCACGUUAGCCGCGUGCCCGAGCGAAGAAACCAGAGAGAGGGAGCCAGGGAAAAAGGAGACUGUGCGUACGCUCUCGGCAAAAAGGGGGUGUUGCCUCUUCAGUAUCGUAGUGAACACGUUCCGUGACGCCUGGUCAGCUCCUUUCCGUCUAUUUCACCACGACAAUUACGUAUCGUUUUCUGGCCCAUCGAGGAACCGCGUCGUUUGCGAUCCGUGUCGACAACGAUCGAUCGAAUUCGAUUGGGAAAAGCGUUGAAAUCUCCGAGUGACCCGUCAGAAUGUCUUCCAGAUUCGAGUGGAUGCUCCUGGCUCUCGGGCUGGUCGUUCUUGCACGGUCAGGUUCGGCUUUAAAAUGCUGGGAUUGUGCAUCCAAUAUGAACGCUUUGUGCGGUGACCCAAUGAAUAUCACGGAACAUCAAUCGACUUUUCAUACGAAAAUAUGUGAAAGUGGCUACUUUGAAACAUCGAAGCCGAUAUGCCGAAAAAUCGUGAAAAGAGAAAAUGGCGAACGAGUGGUAAUACGUCAGUGCUCUACUCCGAACGUCGACGAAGCUGACAUCACCGACGGUUCCUGCAGCGCAAUGGCGAUUUCCGGUCGCAGCAUGAUCGAGUCCUGCCACAUCUGCAGCACCGAUCUCUGCAACUCGGCGACGAGUGCAUCGAUCGUGCAGUCUCUUUACAUCGCCGCUCUGGCCAUCGUCGGUUUCCGUUUCUUCCAACCAAAGUACAACGUUCUUUAAUGUCGCGAGUUCCCGUCGCGCGAAUAAAAAAAAAUCGUGUUCAAAAGGGGCGUGAUUUCGAAAGCAGUAAAGGCAAACUGGUCGUUUAGAAUCGUCGCGGGUCGAAAUCUGUAUCACGGAAGUCUCUUUCGCGCCAGUUUUGCGGUGGUUAUCGGUUAAUAAAGAUUGUUACUCCGGCGACGUUAUGUUAAUAAUCGUUUUACAGGGUCGGGACGAACUCGUUAGUGUUUUAUAGUUAGGUACCUUGUAAGUUGCGUACUAAGUAGAAUCCAUUCGAGGCGCGUUUCCUUAGUUACGCUAACGCGUUAAAAGCUUUACUUAAUUUAAUCCUCCAGACACUUUCGCGAAAAAAUUAUUCGAUACGAGGUGUUUACUUUUGUACCAUAUUAUAUAUGUAUAUAGAUUUGAUACGUGAUGACGUGGUUGUACAAUAAAGGGAAACUGUUAAUUCGGAUUGCCUCGUAGUUACGGUAGCCGUGAUUCUUUGGCGAACGUCACGUCACGAUUCGUUUAAUUCUUGGUCGAUCAAUUGAUACGCGUUUAAUACCGCACGCUGUUGUAGAUAGUAACCCCUUUCCCUCGAUUUCGACGCUCUUUUUUAUCUGACUGAUGGGAUCUCUCGGUACUGUACUGUUUCAUCAACGUGCAAAUUUCGUACAAUUUUUAAUUCGAACGAAAUAAGAAAUGCACAAUAUUUCAUUAAAGUAAUGAAAGAUAAAUUACAAACUGUACCAUCUAGUCUAAGAAUAUUUUUAAAAUAGAGCCACGAACGAAAUUACACAUCACGAAUUAUUGGUGAGGACUAGAAUUCUCAAAAAUUUUUUUUAAAUUUGUUUUAAAAAAAUUAGGGGACUGUACUGAGAUUUCCCUCGUUCUCUCUUUCUCUUUUUUCUACAUUAUCUCUUAUAUUGCGAAAUUACUUUAAAAGGCAAAAAUAAACGGAAAGUAUAGCUUAUCAGAUAUCCGUCCAACGCUUAGGUUAACGUGAAAUUUUCUCUAACGAUGCUUCGCGGCCAGCGAAUGUCUGCGUUUCGUUUCAGUAGCAUUUCGUUAUAAUUGUUUGAAAUUCUAUUGAUCUUUAAUGUAGAUUAGAUUCCUCUCUGCGAACAGUCAAUCGCUUCGUUGCUAUGUUUUUCUCCCUUAGAAUAAAGCACAAUCGUCGCGAUAUGUACUUUGUAAAAUUUAUUAAAUUUAUUGUAUAUCCGAA
Messenger RNA from Colletes gigas, 1963 nucleotides. RefSeq lists its product as uncharacterized. The transcript is spliced from 3 exons. The record is from RefSeq and is a predicted model, not a curated record. Bases 295 to 756 code for a protein of 153 amino acids. Gene Ontology annotation, biological process: sleep; regulation of synaptic transmission, cholinergic; positive regulation of voltage-gated potassium channel activity. Lineage: Eukaryota; Metazoa; Arthropoda; Insecta; Hymenoptera; Colletidae.